Messenger RNA from [Torrubiella] hemipterigena, 1221 nucleotides. NCBI's taxonomy places the organism in Eukaryota, Fungi, Ascomycota, Sordariomycetes, Hypocreales, Clavicipitaceae. The record is from the annotation of a GenBank genome assembly.
AUGAGGGGCAUUACCUUUCCGGCCAAGCCCAAGUUCCUGAGCGGGAUUCCAAACAACAGUAUCCGGGCCAUUAGCAUCCUCAUUGGCGUAAACGUCUUGGUCUGGGCGGCUGCUGCAAUUGUGCUUCACUAUAACCCCAAGCUCAUUUCGUCUGCGGCGCUGGCGUAUUCUCUCGGCCUUCGCCAUGCUCUUGAUGCGGACCACAUCUCUGCUAUUGACCUGAUGACCAGAAGACUCAUCGCCUCAGGUCAGCGGCCAGCAACCGUCGGUACAUUCUUUUCCCUCGGGCACAGCACAAUUGUUAUAAUUACCUGUGUAGUGGUGGCUGCCACCAGCGGUGCCCUGCGAGACCGGUUCGACGACUUCACCCGCGUCGGAAACAUCAUUGGUACCUCUGUGAGCGCGGCCGUUCUCAUCAUACUCUGCGCCGGCAAUGGUUGGGUUUUGUACAAGCUCAUCACGCGGCUCCGUGAGGUUUUGAACCAGCGUCGCAAUCAGGAUCCAAAUUAUGCCCAAGAGGUCUCGGAAUAUGAGGCUCGCGACGGCGCAGAGGGACAAUUCGAGUUGGAAGGGGCUGGAUUUCUAGCCCGCACUUUUAAGUUUCUUUUCAAAGCCAUUGAUCGCCCUUGGAAAAUGUACCCCCUCGGUGUUGUGUUUGGUCUUGGCUUCGACACAAGUUCCGAAAUUGCCAUUAUUGGCAUCUCCAGUAUCCAUGCAGUUCAGGGCACCAGCAUUUGGGUCAUUCUAAUCUUCCCUAUCCUGUUUACCUCUGGCAUGUGCCUUCUGGACACCACGGACGGCGCGCUAAUGAUGGCGCUGUACACGUCCAAAGCUUUUUCGAGAGACAUUGUCGCGAUUCUGUAUUACUCGAUUGUUCUUACUGGCAUCACAGUUUUCGUUUCUGCAUUUAUCGGCAUUAUUCAACUGCUGUCGCUGGUGCAAAAUGUGGCCGAGCCGGAGGGGAGCUUUUGGGACGGCGUGUCAGCGAUUGGCGACAACUUUGACAUUAUUGGUGGCAGCAUUUGCGGCGUCUUUGUUGUAGUUGGCUUGGGAUCUGUGUUAAUUUAUCGCCCAUGGAGAAGACGGAUGGAUCGCAAGUACGGUGAAAGAUUAUUACCCGAAGCGCCAGCCAACGUCGGCGAGACCGACCAGGACAGCGAGUCCUCUGAAGCAACGGGCAACGCGCACCAUGGUGCAGUUGCGGUACCUCAGACAUCCUAG